This is a messenger RNA of Gastrolobium bilobum, 2319 nucleotides long. RefSeq names its product beta-galactosidase 7-like. NCBI's taxonomy places the organism in Eukaryota, Viridiplantae, Streptophyta, Magnoliopsida, Fabales, Fabaceae. The coding region runs from base 1 to 2319 and encodes 772 amino acids. The record is from RefSeq and is a predicted model, not a curated record. Gene Ontology annotation, biological process: carbohydrate metabolic process. The transcript is spliced from 16 exons. Gene Ontology annotation, cellular component: vacuole; cell wall. Gene Ontology annotation, molecular function: beta-galactosidase activity; carbohydrate binding.
AUGUGGCCUGAUUUGAUCAAAAAAUCAAAAGAAGGAGGAUUGGAUGCUAUAGAAACAUAUGUUUUCUGGAAUGCGCAUGAACCUGCUCGUCGUGAGUAUGAUUUCAAUGGAAAUAACGAUCUCAUUAGAUUUCUCAAAACCAUUCAAGAGGAAGGACUUUAUGCUGUUCUUCGCAUUGGCCCUUAUGUCUGUGCCGAAUGGAAUUAUGGAGGGAUCCCCGUGUGGGUUCACAAUCUUCCCGGUGUUGAGAUUCGGACCGCAAAUCAAGUGUACAUGAAUGAAAUGCAAAAUUUUACUACUUUGAUUGUGGAUAUGGUCAAAAAAGAGAAACUUUUUGCUUCUCAAGGCGGUCCCAUUAUUCUAUCUCAGAUUGAGAAUGAAUAUGGGAAUGUGAUGUCGACGUAUGGGGAUGCUGGCAAAGCUUAUAUAAAUUGGUGCGCCAACAUGGCCGAGUCCUUGAACAUUGGUGUUCCAUGGAUCAUGUGCCAGCAACCCGAUGCUCCUCAACCAAUGAUCAAUACUUGCAACGGUUGGUAUUGUGACGACUUUGAACCCAAUAAUCCCAACAGUCCUAAGAUGUGGACCGAAAAUUGGGUUGGCUGGUUCAAGAAUUGGGGUGGCAAAGAUCCACACAGAACCGCUGAAGAUGUUGCCUAUGCUGUUGCAAGGUUUUUCCAAACCGGAGGCACAUUCCAAAACUAUUAUAUGUAUCAUGGUGGAACCAACUUUGGUAGAACAGCUGGUGGUCCAUAUAUUACUACUUCAUAUGAUUAUGAUGCUCCUCUUGAUGAAUAUGGAAACAUUGCUCAACCAAAAUGGGGUCACCUCAAAGAACUUCACAGGGUUCUGAAAUCAAUGGAGAAUAGUCUUACCAAUGGAAACGUAACCGAAAUUGAUUAUGGCAACUCUGUGAAGGUUACAAUGUAUAAAACAAAUGAUUCAUCAAGCUGCUUCGUGAGCAACACCAACACCACCACUGAUGCCACAGUAAUAUUUGGAGCCAAUACAUACACUGUUCCUGCUUGGUCUGUUACCCUUCUUCCUGAUUGUCAAACCGAAGAGUAUAAUACAGCCAAGGUAAAUGUUCAAACCUCUGUCAUGGUAAAGGGUAAAAACAAAGAUGAAGAUGAGCCAACUGCUUUGAAGUGGGUGUGGAGAGCUGAGAAUAUUGAUCAUGCUCUCCUUGGGAAAGCUAAUGUCUCUGAACAUGCACUUGUUGAUCAAAAAAGAGCUGCUAAUGAUGCCAGUGACUAUCUUUGGUACAUGACAAGACUUGAUAUUGAUGAAAAGGAUCCAGUUUGGACAGAUGAUAUGUCUCUUAGGAUCAACGGUAGCGGUCAUGUAAUUCAUGCAUUCGUCAACGGAGAACAUAUUGGCUCCCAUUGGGCCACAUAUGGCAUUCACAACGAUAAAUUUGAAACUAUCAUUAAGUUGAAGCGUGGAAAGAACAUUAUCAGCCUGCUUAGUGUCACCGUUGGACUUCAGAACUAUGGGCAAAACUAUGAUAAAUGGCAUGCUGGUCUUGUUGGGCCUAUUGAGCUAGUUGCGAGAAAAGGUGAUGAGACCAUAAUCAAAGAUCUAUCCUCACACUAUUGGUUAUACAAGGUUGGGUUGAAUGGUUGGGAUAACAAAUUUUUCAGUGAAGGCUCACUCUUUGCUUCUCCUUUAAAAUGGGAAUCUGAUCAGCUACCCACAAACAGGAUGUUCACUUGGUAUAAGACCACUUUCAAAGCUCCUUUGGGGUUAGACCCUGUUGUGGUGGAUUUACAAGGUAUGGGAAAAGGUUAUGCUUGGGUGAAUGGUCAGUGUCUUGGUCGCACAUGGCCUAGUUACAACGCUGAUGAGGAUGGUUGUAGUGAUGAUCCUUGUGAUUACCGUGGUGAUUAUUCUGACGAAAAAUGUGUUACCAAUUGUGGGAAACCCUCACAGAGAUGGUACCAUGUCCCUCGUUCAUUUAUUCAAGAUGGUGUGAACACAUUGGUUUUGUUUGAGGAAAUUGGUGGUAAUCCAUCACUAGUGAAUUUCCAAACAGUUAUUGUUGGCACUGCUUGUGCAAAUGCUUAUGAGAAUAAGACUUUGGAAUUGUCCUGCAAUGGUCGUUCCAUCUCGGCUAUAAAGUUUGCAAGUUUUGGAAAUCCACAAGGUGUAUGUGGAGCAUUUAGCAAGGGCAUUUGCGAAAGCAAAAAUGAUGCUUUGCCCAUUGUGCAAAAUGCUUGUGUGGGCAAGGAAUCGUGCUCAAUUGAAGUUUCAGAAAAAACAUUUGGGUCAACCAGUUGUGGAGAUAUGGUUAAGAGGCUAGCUGUGGAAGCAGUUUGUUAA